Messenger RNA from Paramecium sonneborni, 345 nucleotides. NCBI's taxonomy places the organism in Eukaryota, Ciliophora, Oligohymenophorea, Peniculida, Parameciidae. The record is from the annotation of a GenBank genome assembly.
CAAUAAAUAAUUAUUAUAAUCUUAGUUAAGAAUGAAAUCUUGUAAAAAGAAAUUGAUAAGAAGUAAAUAUAAAAUUAUAAAACUAUACUGAUCUAAUGAUCAUUUACAAGGCUUAUACAUUUUCUAUCCAAUAACUUCAUCACAAGAUGGACAAUAAUGUAUAAUGUCUCUACAUUCUGUUACAAAACAUGGAAUCCAGAAUAGUGGCCAAAAUAUUAAUAAUAUUAAGAAAGUAACAAUUAGAGCUCCCCAACCAUAUUGUUUUUCGAUCUUUGUGAUGACUGAUUUUUAACAUUUUUGACAAAAUACUUUUGUUGCUUAUUCUUAGUCGUUAGCAUUUAAUGG